Miniopterus natalensis is the source of this 472-nucleotide messenger RNA. NCBI's taxonomy places the organism in Eukaryota, Metazoa, Chordata, Mammalia, Chiroptera, Miniopteridae. The record is from RefSeq and is a predicted model, not a curated record.
AUGGAGAAUGUGCCCUACAAGACCUUGCUGCCUGAGGGUGUCAGAACGGGCACCGUGAUGAGAAUUCGUGGUGUUGUCCCCGACAAAGCUGGCAGGUUUCACGUGAACCUGCUGUGCAGUGAGGAGGAGGGUGCUGAGGUUGCCCUGCACUUCAACCCCCGGAUGGACCAGUCCACAGUGGUCUUCAACACCAAGGAGAAGGGAACCUGGGGCCAGGAGGAGCGUGGCCAUGGCCUUCCCUUUCAGCGUGGGCAGCCCUUCGAAGUGCUCCUCAUCGCCACAGAACAAGGCUACAAGGCGGUGGUCGGGGACUCGGAAUACCACCACUUCCGCCACCGCAUCCCGCCGGCGCGCGUGCGCCUCCUGGAGGUGGGCGGGGACCUGCAGCUGGAGUCGGUGAAGGUCUUCUGAGCCGCGUCGGGGGCGCAGUGCGGGGCCUGGACGGCGAAUAAAGUCUUAUCCCGGGUCUGGG